Molecule: messenger RNA, 1447 nt
Organism: Papaver somniferum (opium poppy)
Lineage: Eukaryota; Viridiplantae; Streptophyta; Magnoliopsida; Ranunculales; Papaveraceae
Product: F-box/kelch-repeat protein At3g06240-like
Exons: 1
Coding region: 129-1376 (415 amino acids)
Molecular function (GO): protein binding
Source: RefSeq, a predicted model, not a curated record
UUGAACAGUCAGGAAAAUCUUUAGUCAGAUCUUAGAAUAGGUAUACAUGAUUGUCCCAAUAAAAACUCUGCAACAAUUUGCACAGCAGUAAACGAAUUGAGAUUCAGUUGCAAUAGUAGGAGAUAAAAAUGUCAAGCUUACUACUCCCAGAAGAUAUAAUCUCUAACAUUCUUUCUCGGUUACCGGUGAAAUCAAUCUUACGAUUCAGGUGCGUUUGUAAGUCUUGGUGUCGAUUGUUUCGUGACCCUAAUUUUAUUAAACUACAUUUAGAUCGUGAAACUGAAAAGGAAAAUUUUAGUCUCAUGUGGGAUUAUAAAAACAUGAUUUGCUCUACAGACUACAAUUAUGAAUAUUCAUCAUCGUCGUUAUCAUCAGUACUCUAUAAUGAAACUGUUAAUGCAGAUUGCACUGUUGAUAGAGCUAUACAAUAUAAAUUUUAUGAUGAUUACGAGAAGCAAAUGCGUAAUAGAACAUGUGAUAGUUAUUUUUCAAUGGAUGGGUUUAAAUUUAUAAGUUCUUGUAAUGGUGUUGUUUGCUUGACUGCUCCCGGUUUAGUUCUCCUUUGGAACCCAUGUACAAGAGAAACCCGGAAAAUUCCACGUAAAAGGGGGUGCAUAGGUUUUGGUUGUGAUUCUGAAACUGGUGAUUUCAAGAUGGUAGAACUUGCAAGCAUCAAUACGAGAAAAAGAAGAGGCGUAUAUUCAAAUCGUGAAGACUUGGAGAAUAAUAUUCUCCGUGUCUAUUCAUUUGAAUCAAAUUCAUGGAGAGUCAUCCCAAAAAUCCCUUACAAACAUACUUCUUAUGAUAUUGUUUUCUUCGAAGGAGCUUUUCAUUGGUUGGCAAGCCCAUCUAAUGGAUCCGAAGAUUCCAAACAAGUUUUAGUUUCUUUUGCUAUGCUUGAUGAGAGCUUCCAGGAAGUGCUACUACCACAACAUCUUUAUCGUUAUAAUAUAACUUCAAGUGCGACAACAGUAGCUGUUGUGGGGGGAUUUCUUGCUCUAAUAUAUACUGUUUACAAUAUUCGAACAGAAAUAUGGGUGAUGAAGGACAACGGAGGAAGAAAUUCUUGGACUGAACUUUGCAUCAUGGACCUACAGAUAAUUUGUGAACAUCCUGUUACGCGCUCGACCUUUAUACGGUCUUUCAAGAAUGGCGAGUUACUAUUUCAAAAGUCUUCUAAUCAGGAUGGAAGACAUCUGUUUUUAUAUGACCCUAUUCACGGAAAAGGUAGAGCUAUAGAUAUCCAUAGUAUGCCACCACAGUUUACCAAAUACUAUAUUUCCAUCAGUUCUUAUAUCAGGACUUUGGCUUCAGUAGGCUCCAAUACUCAAAGGAAGAUAACACUUAGGGACAGAACAGUUGUUUGUAUGGGAUAAUUUCUUAAAUGUUAAAUUUAUCUUAUUUACAUUGUAUUUGCAUUGUUUUAAUGGUUUUGGCUUUGAAUAAA